This is a messenger RNA of Caretta caretta (loggerhead turtle), 6359 nucleotides long. RefSeq names its product phosphofurin acidic cluster sorting protein 1 (gene PACS1). Gene Ontology annotation, biological process: protein localization to plasma membrane. The record is from RefSeq and is a predicted model, not a curated record. NCBI's taxonomy places the organism in Eukaryota, Metazoa, Chordata, Testudines, Cheloniidae. Gene Ontology annotation, molecular function: transmembrane transporter binding.
GGCGACGGGCGGGAGCGCGCCCAGGGCAACAGGCAGGGCCGGGCAGCGGUGCGGGUCCGGCUCGGCUUCAUGGCGGAGCGCGGGGGUCCCGGGGGCGGGGGGCAGCGCGCCCCCGCCCCGCAGCCCGCGGCGGCCGCGCUCCCCCAGCAAUCUCCCUCGGGGCAGCCCCCGGCCCAGCCCCCGGGCGCGGCGCCCCUGCCCCCCAAGCCGGGCUCCGGGCCCCUCACCCCCGGCGGGGCGGCCCCGGGCGGGGCGGCGGGGCGCCCGGUGCAGAUGAACCUGUACGCGACCUGGGAGGUGGAUCGGAGCUCGCCCAGCUGCGUGCCCAGGUUGUUCAGCUUGACCCUGAAGAAGCUUAUCAUGUUGAAGGAGAUGGACAAGGACCUAAACUCGGUGGUGAUCGCUGUGAAGCUGCAGGGCUCAAAGAGGAUCCUGAGAUCCAAUGAGAUUGUCCUGCCGGUCAGCGGACUUGUAGAGACAGAGCUUCAGCUGACCUUCUCGCUACAGUACCCCCACUUCCUGAAGCGAGAUGCCAACAAACUGCAGAUCAUGCUACAGAGAAGGAAGAGAUACAAAAACCGGACCAUCCUGGGCUACAAGACUCUGGCUGUUGGGCUCAUCAACAUGGCUGAGGUCAUGCAGCACCCCAGCGAAGGAGCUCUGGUGCUUGGACUCCACAGUAACGUGAAGGACGUCUCUGUGCCCGUUGCUGAGAUUAAAAUCUACUCUCUGUCCAGCCAGCCAAUUGAUCACGAAGGGCUUAAGUCGAAACUGUCCGAUCGGUCCCCUGACAUCGACAACUACUCGGAAGAGGAGGAGGAGAGCUUCUCCUCGGAGCAGGAGGGCAGCGAUGAUCCCCUACACGGACAGGACUUAUUUUACGAAGAUGAGGAUCUCCGGAAGGUGAAGAAAACGAGGCGGAAACUGGCCUCGGCCUCGGCAAUCACUCGGCAGCCAAAUAUAAAGCAGAAGUUUGUGGCUUUACUGAAGAGGUUCAAGGUGUCGGAUGAGGUUGGCUUUGGCCUGGAGCACGUCUCCAGGGAGCAGAUCCGAGAGGUGGAGGAGGACCUGGACGAGUUGUAUGACAGCCUGGAGAUGUACAACCCCAGCGACAGUGGCCCGGAGAUGGAGGAGACGGAGAGCAUCCUCAGCACGCCCAAGCCCAAGCUCAAGCCUUUCUUCGAAGGGAUGUCUCAGUCCAGCUCCCAGACAGAAAUUGGAAGCCUUAACAGCAAGGGGAGCCUGGGCAAAGAUGCCACCAGCCCGAUGGACGCAGCCGUCGGGGACAAGUUGAAACCUUCGCGGAAUAAAAACCUGGACGACAGCCUCAACGAAAUAGACACCCUGGAAGCGAGCGAGCAGGACACGUUCGGAGACUCCAGCACCACGUUAGUCAUCCCCGAAAAAGUCAAGACGCCCAUGAAGAGCAGCAAGGGGGAGCUUCAGAGCAUAGCAUCACCCAGCAGAAUGGAAGGUGCAGCGCACACGCCCCGGCAGAAGAGAAGCACUCCGCUGAAGGAGAGACAGCUCUCCAAACCCCUGAGCGAACGGACCAACAGCUCGGACAGCGAGAGGUCCCCGGACCUGGGCCAUAGCACACAGAUUCCUCGCAAGAUCAUCUAUGACCAGCUGAACCAGAUCCUGGUGUCAGACACGGCCCUGCCCGAGAACAUCAUCCUGGUGAAUGCGGCCGACUGGCAAGGCCAGUAUGUGGCCGAGCUGCUUCGGGACCAGAAGAAGCCAGUCGUGUGCCCCUGCUCCACCGUGGAAGUACAGGCCGUCCUGUCUGCCGUCCUCACCAGGAUCCAGAGAUACUGCAACUGCAACUCCUCUGUGCCGCGGCCCGUGAAGGUGGUGGCUGUGGGGGGGCAGAGUUACCUCAGUGCCAUCCUCCGUUUCUUUGUGAAGCAGCUGGCGAACAAGACCCCAGACUGGCUUAGCUACAUGCGGUUCCUCAUCGUCCCGCUGGGCUCCCAUCCCGUAGCCAAGUACCUGGGCUCGGUGGACAGCAGGUACAGCUGCACGUUCCUGGACUCUACCUGGAGGGAGCUGUUCGGCAGGGCCGAGCCCCCCGGGACAGAGCCGUUCGAUGUGGUGGGCCGCAUCGUGCAGUAUGUGGGUGGAGCCAGCGUGACCCACCAGCUGCCUGUGGCCGAGGCCAUGCUGACUUGCAAGCAUAAGUUCCCGGAUGAAGACUCCUACCAGAAGUUCAUUCCCUUCAUUGGGGUGGUUAAAGUGGGCCUCAUCGAAGAUUCCCCUGCAGCCACAGGAGAUGGAGACGAUAUGCCCGUGGUCAGCCUGACAGUUCCCUCCACGUCACCCCCCUCUUCCUCUGGCCUGGUGAAGGACGUCUGCGCCACCCCCCCAUCCUCACCGUCCAUGAGCAGUGGGCUCGCUGUCGUGGGGUCCCCCAGCAGCCCCUAUGGAGACGUCAUUGGCCUGCAGGUGGACUACUGGCUCGCCCAUCCCACAGAGCGCCGGAAGGAGGGCGAGAAGCGAGACGCCAGCUCCAAGAACACCCUCAAGAGUGUCUUCCGCUCGGUGCAGGUGUCGCGGCUGCCCAGCGGCGGGGAGAGCCAGCCCUCGGGGACCAUGGCCAUGACGGUCGUCACCAAAGAGAAGAACAAGAAAGUCCCCACCAUCUUUCUGAGUAAGAAACCCAAAGAAAAGGAAGUGGAUUCCAAGAGCCAGGUGAUUGAGGGCAUCAGCCGGCUAAUCUGCUCUGCCAAGCAGCAGCAAACCAUGCUGAAAGUGUCCAUCGACGGGGUGGAGUGGAGCGACAUCAAGUUUUUCCAGCUGGCCGCGCAGUGGCCCACGCACGUCAAACACUUCCCCGUCGGACUCUUUGGCUCGAAGCCGGCGUGACAGCGCCCGCCCUGCUGCCGGGCCGCACCCACCAGCCUGGCCGAACCCUCAACCAGUGGGAAGCCUCUUUGGCUACAUCCCACCCUCCUUGCGUAACUGUGUUGGUAUGUUCUGCACUGGGAGGGCUGGAGGAGGGAGCACCCCAGUGCCAACCUGUCAUCCCCCCAUCACCAGCUUUGUCUCCAGCUGCCACCGACCGCUUCCUUAUGCGUGCGCGCGCGUGUGUGUGUGUGUGUGUGUGGGUGGAGUGUGCACCGCAUUGGGUCCUAGUGCCCAGUGGGGAGGGACCCCAGCCGGCCCCAGACACACUCCCCCGUCCAGCCUGGAGCAGCUGUGACUCCCAGGACAGGCCCGGGAGUGCUUAGUGUGUGAGAAGGUUCUUGCCUGGCACAGCUGGCCAGUGGCUUUGCCCUCGCCUGUGGCCCAUACACCCCUCAUCCCCGUCUGUAGCCCUUCUCCAAAAGCACAAGCAGCCAGGCCACAGGCUGGGUGCCCACAGCUGUCUGCCCCGGCAUAGCAUGUGGGCACAGGGGGCCCCUUCCAGCACAGCCUGCCCCCUCCUGUAGGCAGUGGGCACUCACUGAUGUCGAGGGCCACUGCACUCCAGGCAGCAUGGCCCCUGCUGUUCACAAGCGGAGGAGAGCUCUGGUGUGUGAUGCUGCUGCUCUGAUGGCUUUGUGUCCUGGUGGAAGGUGAGCCCAUGAGGGGGGCCCCUUGCUGGUGAAGCCAGGGAUGAGGGUUUGGAGGUGGGGGGAGGGGUGUCUGCCUUGCCUGGCCUGGGGCAGGGGCAUGCUCGGACUUCCAGCUGUGUGUAACCAUCCCCUGGGCACUUGUGUUUGUUUCUAUCCUAAAUGGUUGCCAAGACUGAGUUGCUUAAAUUUAUCCCUGCCCCAGUUCAUCAGUGCCCCCCUGCCCCACGUCAGUCACCUUUGCCACAUCACGCUGCCUUGCCAGGCACUACAGGACAGUAAACAGCCAGCUCUUGAGUCACUGCAGGCUUGGCUUUCCCACUGCCCCCUUCCCCCCAUCCCAUGCUCCGCUGCUGGCUGAGCUCCUCCCUGCCCCAUGCUGCCAGCGGUUGGUUAGAAAGCCCCCAGCUGUGUCGGCUGCCAUGCUUCAGCUGGUGUCUCUUUCCCCAAAGCCAGCAACCCGAAUGUAGUCUGCUCCCAACAGGGGCCAGCCCCAGGCCAGCUACGGGCAGAGUAGGUUGGUUCAAUAGGGACCAGGUCACUGGGGUUGGCCCAGUUUAUUACAGCUCUGAGCAUGGCAGACAGAGACCCUAUGUGUGGCCGGGGGAGGGGGGGGUAUAGUCCACAGAUGGGCUUUUAAGAGUGAAGCAGUGGGCAACUGGGUCCCAGUCCCAGCUGCCCUGAGCCCCUCACAGCACUGAGUUCCCGACCCUGUUCUCUAGCACCCAGGUGUGGCAGGAGCUAGGAAGCGGCAUCUGGCCAUCCCAUGCCAAUUUCACUCCUGGCUGCACUUCAUCCCUCCCACUCCAUCUCAAGCCAGCACCUUCAUUACGAACCCCCCUUAAACUGAGCCCCAUAUUUGGGCUGCUUCUCCCACCCCCAGCUGUUGUCUUUCUGACCCCCUCCCCCCAGCAGGCAGCAGCUAAGUGGUUGGAUUUUCCCACACAGGCUCACUGUGAGCUCCGCUCUUUUCUCCCCACACAUCUGGCAGGGACUCGCAGUCCAUGCAAGCGUGGUCCAGUGGGUCCAUGAAUGUGUCCAAUAAUUCCCAUUGGUCACUGCUGAGUCCUGGGCCCUGUGGAUCCUGCCUGUGCCAUGUGCGAGGUCCACACGGACCAUGAGCAGGACACCCCGUACCCCAGCUCUGAAAGAGACACAAUUAUCAGAAAGGGGCCUCCCUGAGCCUCAUUCUGAUGGGCCUGGAGUGCCUCUGCCAAUAGGCACCCCCACUUUCAGGGUGUGUGGGGGUCUUAAAGAGCAGGUGGGAGCCACAGUCCAGCCCUCUGGCAUCCCAGCCCCCCUAUUUCCCCCAGCACUCAGCCCCGACCGCUCCGUGCAGCGGGCAGGAGAGGGCAUGAGAAUCCAGACGAUCUCCCCCACCUACCUGCUAGCAAUAAAGCCAGCUGAACCUUGGCAGAGCCCGUCUCCCUUCCCCUCCUCCCCCCCAACACACAAACACCAUGUGCCCCGCUGCCUCCAUUGAUUUCUCAUUGCCCUCCAGGCCGGCCUGGCAGGGUGGGGAGGAAGGUCACUCGGCUGUGACAGGUGGCACUCAUAGGCCUGCCUGGCUUCUCUGGGAAGCUGUUUAUUUGCUGGCUGAGACAGUAGCCGCCCCAUUGCCACCCCUGCAGUCACAGGGAAGCUGCAGGACGGUCCCUGUGUCUGAGUCACUGCGAGUGAGAGAGCCGGGUAGCAAGUGUCCGUACCAGCGCUUGCCUGCACGGUGGGUCAGUCACCUGGAUGUGGCAAUUCCUUUGAGGGUUGCUCAGGUGGCCUGGGCAAGCUCCGAACUGGUGCUUGGGGGGCCAGACAUCCCAAGCCGAAUUGCCAGUGCAGACAGGUGCCACACCGCAAGUCCCUGCAGGCCAGCUGCUCCCUGCUGACCGAGUGUGUCCCGUCCAUCUUCUGGUCUCACUCGCUGCAGCCUGGCCCCCACGUUGCAGUUUCUCCCAAGCACAAAGAGCUGCAGCCAGAGCUGGCCCCGCAGAGGGGUCUCAUGUUUGCUCGGCGUUCUCUGCCUUUUGCAUUCCAACGUGGCCUGUUCAGUGCUGGCUCUCUCCAGGGCUCCCUGUCCCUCUGUGCUCCGAGCCUGGCAGCUGCAUCGGGCUGGGGACGGUGGGGGAGUCAGCGGGCUGGGUGGGGGGUGUCUCCCAGGCCUGCGCACUAGGCUAGGGCUCUGAGGCACUCCAAAGCCCCCAGGAGACCUCAACAAAGCUCCGGUGUCCCCACAGGCUGGGCUGGCUGCUGGGGGGUGGAGGGAGCUGCCCUACCACCAGGCACCCCAGGCCCACAUGAUCCCUACACACACUUCCAUGGCCAGAGUCGUCAGAACAUUCUUGGCCACCCCAAUCUCCAUGAGAGCUGGUGGGGUCCCCAUCUCAAUCUGUGCCCCCACAAAUCACUCCAGAAACUCCCUGCACUCCCUCAGCUGUGUGCGGCCCCAGUGAGCUCUGGCUUCAGGCCGGAGCUGCACGAGCACCCAGCAGGACUGUGGUCCAGUACAUGGGGGCCGGAAGGCGCCUGGUCCAGCCCACAGGGCCUAUGUGGGCUGGGAAUCUCGAUCUGUCCCCCAUCCCCGCGCAUGGUGCUGGCUGGGCACACAGGGCACUGUGUACAUAGCCCCCUGGUGUGUAUAAGUGAGUGCCUCUCCCGUUUGGUUUGCGCACACCGUCCACGUUGGGAUCAUUGUCUGGGGUUGGGGAGAGACCCCUGUUGUAUUUGACACAUUUUAUUGGGGGAGCUGUUGUCCCCCCCUUUUUUUGGAGUUUUUUCAUUAAAUAAACUGUGGUUAUUUCUUAGAAGGCA